Molecule: messenger RNA, 1494 nt
Organism: Bursaphelenchus xylophilus (pine wood nematode)
Lineage: Eukaryota; Metazoa; Nematoda; Chromadorea; Rhabditida; Aphelenchoididae
Source: the annotation of a GenBank genome assembly
AUGAGCGCCCAAGUUGAACAACCCGUCCAGCCCGCCGCUGCCCCAGAAGAACCCAAGGUUGAGAAUGGAGCCAACGGCGAAGCCAAUGGAUCCAAUGGUGAGGCAAAACCAGAGGAAAGCAAGGAAUCCAAGAAGGAGAAGGAGGUGCCCGUCCCCAUCGACCCCAAGGAGGACUUUGUUGGAUGGGUCGGCCAGCAGAUUCCCAACGCCAUUCACAAGGUAGGCAGGGCGUUAACAACUCUCGUGAUUUACGAGGCUGCACCUUAUGAAUAAUGUUGUUUGUCUACAUUAUUUUACGGAUGACACGGUCCUCUUUGUUUUAUUGUCGCCACAUUAGAUAUCAUGUAAAGGAAUUUCAUAUUAUGAAUAACGGGAUGUUUUAAUCAUAUCACCUGACUAAUGCAAUUUCCCAAGACGUCUUUGUUUUCGAUUCAAGCAUAUUUUUUGGCUUCAAAAACAUGUAUCAUUAUCAUAUUUAUAGUCAUCAUUAUCAAGAUUAUUUUGGUUUCAGUUCAACUUCUACAUUCUCCAAUGGGCAAUCAACUUGGCCUAUGAAGACGAGACCAAAAGACCCAAGCUCCCACCAAAUGAGGAAGUCACCAAGUCUCAGUUCCUGAACUACUUGAAGGACGGACAGAUCCUCGCUCAUUUGGCCAACAAACUCCACCCCAGCUCUGUCGAGAAUGUGAAGGAAGGAGAAGAAGCCAAGACCAAGGAGGCCCAGAAGGAGAACAUCGAAGGAUUCAUCAAGUUCGCCAAGGAAAAGGCCGAACUCAACGAGACCCAGGUCUUCUCCGCCGACGAUCUGUUGGAGAAGGGCAAAGCCGGCUUCAGUCAAGUCCUCAACACUCUCUUCCAAUUGGCUCAUGUCGCCCAGACCAAAUUCCAACAACAGGGAAUCGAUGUGGACACUGUGAUCACCGAGAUCGCCGGCAUCGCCCCCAAGUCGAUCAUCGAGAAGAUCCGGACCUUCGUCUUCAACAAGCUUCGCCGACAGUCGUCGACACAAGAGAAGGAGAAGGAAGAGGCCAAGGAAGAGGAGAAGAAGGAAGAACAGCCACAAGAAACCGCCGAACCAGCACCAGUCACCGAGGAAAAGAAGGAAGAGGUAAGACAAUAGAGCCGGCAAAUUGGUGUAGUAAUUAGAAGGGAAGGGCAUUGUUCGCGAGGUAAUGAGGUUAGGCGGUGGGAAGGCGGAUUAGAGGUUCGGGUUCAAAUUAUUUUGUAAGCAUUAAUAGACGUUGGCAUUAUGAAACUUGUGAGUGAGUAACUCUGAAAGAGAUUUCGAAACACAAAGAGUAUCUAAAAAAGUAGCGUUGAGUAAAUAAAAUAGGUCAGAACAGGGUUAUUAUGAAUUAUCGGGAACACAAUGACUCACUUUUUUUGGAACAACAAUCUAUAAUUACUGAGUAAAAUUUCCAUUAACGAGGCUAGCUAAAGUAUUGAUGACUAAUAACAUCCAAAUUUCAGGCUCCAGCAGUGACGGCUCAAUAA